Miniopterus natalensis is the source of this 3708-nucleotide messenger RNA. The record is from RefSeq and is a predicted model, not a curated record. Lineage: Eukaryota; Metazoa; Chordata; Mammalia; Chiroptera; Miniopteridae.
AUGGGCAGCAAUGACUCUUCUCUUAUGGCUGGGAUCAUUUACUAUAGCCAGGAAAAGUACUUCCGCCAUGUGCAGCAGGCAGCGGCCAUGGGUCUGGAAAAAUUCAGCAACGACCCCGUGCUGCAGUUCUUUAAAGCCUACGGACUCUUCAGGGAAGAGCGCAUCCAAGAUGCCAUCAGCAACCUGGAGAGCCUCCGGAAUCACCCAGACAUGUCCCUGUGCUCCAUCAUGGCCCUCAUUUACGCUCACAAGGGCUGUGAAACCAUUGACCAAGAAGCGAUUCAGGAGCUCGAGAGCAGCCUGAAGGAAAUCCGCAAGACGGCCAGCGGGACGGCCCUGUACUACGCCGGCCUCUUCCUCUGGCUCAUGGGCCGCCACGACAAGGCCAAGGAGUACAUCGACCGCGUGCUGAGGCUCUCCAGCAGCUCCAGAGAGGGCUAUGUGCUGAGAGGCUGGGUGGACCUCACCUCAGACAAGCCCCACACUGUGAAGAAAUCCAUCAAGUACCUGGAACAAGGAAUUCAGGACACCAAAGAUGUGCUGGGGCUGAUGGGAAAGGCGACAUACCACAUGACGCAGCAGAACUACUCCGGAGCCCUGGAGGUCGUGAACCACAUCACCGUCAUCUCGGGGAGCUUCCUGCCCGCCUGGGUCCUAAAGAUGAAGCUGUUCUUGGCUCGGCAGGACUGGGAGCAGACGGUUGAAACAGGAUACAGAAUCCUAGAAAAAGACGAAAGAAAUAUUGAUGCCUGCCAAAUUCUAGCCAUGCAUGAGCUUGCAAGAGAAGGAAACGUGACCAUAGUAAGUUCUGUUUCGUCCCUGCAGGCUGCCGAUCACGUUAGAAAUCUGAUUAAGGCGCUAGAGACUAGAGAACCCCAAAAUCCAAGCCUCCAUCUUAAAAAAAUUCUGGUGGUUAGCAGACUGUGUGGGAGGCACCAGGUGAUUCUACGGCUGGUGUGUAACUUCAUAGAGCGCACCUUCAUGGCCGCGCCCGCCUGCGCCCGCAUGGCCAUAGAGCUGGGCUACUGCUUCAUCCUGCAGGACCAGGUGAAAGAGGCGUCCAUGUGGUACUCGGAGGCCAUGAAACUGGACGAGAACAGUGUGGCCGCCUUGACAGGGGUCAUCUGGUGUCAGAUCCUAGAGGGCCACCUGGAGGAGGCUGAGCACCAGCUGGAAUUCCUGAAGGAGGUGCAGCAGUCCCUGGGGAAGUCUGAGGUGCUGGUUUUCCUCCAAGCCCUUCUGGCCUCCAAGAAGCGCAAGGGGGAGCAGGAGGUGACGGCGCUGCUGAGGGAGGCGGCGGAGCUGCACUUCUCCAGGAUGCAGGGCCUGCCCCUGGGCUCCGAGUACUUUGAACAGCUGGACCCCCUCUUCCUGGUCUGCAUUGCCGGGGAGUACUUGCUGUUCUGCCCCAAGCAGCCCCGGUCACCAGGCCAGAUCGUGUCUCCACUUCUUAAACAAGUCGCUGUGAUCCUGGGUCCUGUAGUGAAGGCAGCACCGGCUCUGAUCGACCCCCUGUAUGUGAUGGCUCAGGUCAAAUAUCUCUCAGGGGAGUUGGAGAAUGCCCAGAGCACUGUGCAGCGCUGCCUGGAGCUGGACCCCACCUCCGUGGAUGCCCACCUCCUCAUGGCCCAGAUCUACCUGGCUCAGAGCAACUUUGCCAUGUGCUCCCACUGCUUAGAGCUGGGCGUCAGCCACAACUUCCAGGUCCGAGACCACCCCCUCUACCACUUCAUCAAGGCCAGGGCCCUCAACAAGUCUGGGGACUAUCCAGAAGCCAUCAAGACACUGAAAAUGAUCAUCAAGUUACCAACUCUGAAGACGGAGGAAGGCAAGAAGCUCCGCAGGCCCUCCAUGCGGCCCAGCGAGCGGGUGUCGGUCUUGCUGGAACUGGCCGAUGCCCUCCGGAUGAACGGGGAGCUGCACGAGGCCACCAAGGUCAUGCAAGAUGCCAUCAAUGAGUUCAGCGGCACGCCGGAAGAGAUCCGCAUCACCAUCGCCAACGUGGACUUGGCCCUGAGUAAGGGGAGCGUGGACAUGGCGCUGAGCAUGCUCAGGAACAUCACGCCCAAGCAGCCCUGCUACAUGGAAGCCAAGGAGAAAAUGGCCAGCAUCUACCUGCAGACCCGCAAGGACAUCGGCCUCUACAUCGGAUGCUACCGGGAGCUCUGUGAACAUCUGCCUGGCCCCCACACCAGCCUGCUACUGGGUGAUGCUUUCAUGAACAUUCAGGAGCCGGAGAAGGCCCUGGAGGUCUAUGACGAGGCCUAUAGAAAGAACCCACACGACGCCUCCCUGGUCAGCAGAAUCGGGCAAGCUUACGUGAAGACUCACCAGUACACCAAGGCAAUUAAUUAUUACGAGGCCGCCCAGAAGAUUAGUGGACAGGACUUUCUGUGCUGUGAUCUGGCCGAACUGCUCCUGAGGUUAAAGAAGUUCAACAAAGCAGAAAAGGUUUUGAAGCAGGCGCUGGAACAUGACGUAGCUACAGACAUCCCAUCCAUGAUGAAUGAUGUCAAGUGCUUGCUUUUGCUGGCAAAGGUGUACAAGAGCCAUAAGAAAGAAGACGUGCUGGAAACCCUGAACAAGGCCCUGGACCUCCAGUCUCGGAUACUGAAGCGCGUUCCGCUGGAGCAACCGGAGAUGAUCCCCUCCCAGAAGCAGCUGGCAGCCUCCAUCUGCGUCCGGUUUGGGGAGCACUAUCUGGCAGAGAAGGAGUAUGCCAAGGCAGUGCGGUCUUACAAGGAUGCCCUCUCCCACUGGCCCACUGACAACGAGGUGGUGAUGGAACUGGCACGGAUCUCUCUGCUCCAGGGGCACCUGGACUUGUGCGAGCAGCACUGUGCCAUUCUCCUAGAGACUGAGAAGAACCACGAGACCGCCUGCGUGAUGAUGGCUGACCUGAUGUUUAGAAAACAGAAGUACGAAGCUGCCAUCAAUCUCUACCACCAAGUCCUGGAGAAAGUGCCAGACAAUUUUUCUGUACUGAAUAAACUAAUUGAUCUGCUACGAAGAAGUGGGAAACUCGAAGACGCCCCUGCCUUCUUUGAAUCGGCCAAGAAGUUGUCCAGCCGAGUGCCUUUGGAGCCGGGGUUCAACUACUGCACAGGCAUCUACUGCUGGCACAUAGGGCAGGCCAAUGAAGCUCUGAGGUUCCUAAACAAAGCUCGCAAGGACAGCACUUGGGGCCAGAGCGCCACCUACUACAUGGUGCAAAUCUGUCUGAACCCAGACAACGAGAUAGUGGGAGGAGAGGCCUACAUGCUGCUGAAGCAGGUCCCCAAGGCGCGCACGCAGCUGAAGCGUCUGGCCAAGGCCCCGUGGGUGCUGGCCGAGGCCGAGGACCUGGAGAAGAGCUGGCUCCUGCUGGCCGACAUCUACUGCCAGGGCGGCAAGUUCGACCUGGCCUCCGAGCUGCUGCGGCGCUGCUUGCAGUACAACAAGUCCUGCUGUAAAGCCUACGAGUACAUGGGCUUCAUCAUGGAGAAAGAGCAGUCCUACACGGAUGCAGCCAGCAACUACGAGCUGGCCUGGAAGUACAGCCAUUAUGCCAACCCUGCUGUCGGCUUCAAACUAGCUUUCAACUACUUGAAGGGCAAGAGAUUCGUGGAGGCCAUCGAAGUCUGCCACAAUGUCCUCGGGGAGCACCCCAACUACCCCAAAAUCAGAGAAGAAAUUCUGGAAAAGGCCCAAGGGUCUCUGAGGCCCUAG